Orbicella faveolata is the source of this 2712-nucleotide messenger RNA. Its product is annotated as annexin A5-like. NCBI's taxonomy places the organism in Eukaryota, Metazoa, Cnidaria, Anthozoa, Scleractinia, Merulinidae. The record is from RefSeq and is a predicted model, not a curated record. Gene Ontology annotation, cellular component: cytoplasm; plasma membrane; vesicle membrane. Gene Ontology annotation, molecular function: phosphatidylserine binding; calcium ion binding; calcium-dependent phospholipid binding.
AUUGGUUCACUGGAUUAUCUGUAUCCGUUCUGAAUUUUCUGUGUUCUUAGUGACUUUGUGUUACAUGUUCUUCGAUUCUGGUUUUACGACGCUCAAUUAAGAACCGCUCUAAUGUACGAAACAAACUAUCGAUACACGUGCGAGAGCUGCCUUCCCCUGGCACCCUUCCCUAUUAAGUGUCUUUUCCAGAGCUUUUUAUGGUCUUUCCGUCCUGAUUUCUACGUGCAUGCAUGCACUGCGAAUACGAUGAAACUUGCAAGUUGGUUAUUGACUCAAAACAGGUGACAUUAAUUGCUGGCUUGGACGAGGGUGGCAAAGGUCUUGGACGUUCAGGGGCCCAAUAAAACCAAAGUAUACGAUGAUCGAUUUAUUUUUAUUCUUUUAUCCUUUAACCUCGAUAUUGAUUUUUUUAUUUUCACAUGACGACGUGUAUCUUUUUUAUAUCACCCGUGGACCCCAUGGACUCCCAGUGAAACCUUCACAAUGGUCGCCGGACAAGCGGGAUAGCAUUCCGCGGGAAGCUGCGGGACGGGAUUACAACAUCUUUGAUUACCAGUCCGCCUCUGCUUGCCCUUUUCGUGUGGGUUUGAAAUGUGUUCUCAAAAUUAGCAGUGACGACCAGCGAUACUUUGCAGUUAAGUUACGUUGCCUCACUUCCUCAUUUUAACCCACAUUAACCACCAAGUGUUGGCAAUGGAAUACAGAAGGUGAACUGUAUAUCAAAAAGUCGAAAGUCAACACAUACUACGUUUUUGGCGCCUUUUGCUGUAUUCGUGGGAUUCUUGCAGCUUGUUCGUGAAACUCCACCGUACGCUACAAGACGAGUGAUUAUAAACUUUUGAUAGAGAACCCAAGACUUGGUGGAAACCUCUUAACAUUUAACAUCGUAUCUCAGUGAAUACCUGGUGAACAAGAAAUAUGAGCUACCCACCACCGCCAGGAGGCUUUCCAAUGUAUGGGGGCCCUCCUAUGCCAGGAGGAGGAGGAGGAAGCCAAUAUCCAGCACCUCCGGGCCCUCCUGGAGGUCCAGCCUUAGGAUUUGAUAACUUAACUAACCAGCCCCCAGUGGGUACCCCUGGGUAUCCACAUGGUGGCCCAUCUAUGCCCAUGCCAACUCCUGGAGGACCUGCUAUGUAUCCUGGGAUGUCAAGUCAAAUGCCGCCGGCAAUGCCAUCAGGUAUGCCCAUGCCUAACCCUAAUAUUGGCAUGCCGCCGCCAAACCCAGGUGGUUUAUAUGGUGCUGCACCUUCCAUGCCAAAGCCUGGUGGAGGGUAUCCUGGGAGUUUAUCAUUUGGAGCUGCGGCCAUGGCCACUGCCUCAUUUCCAGCCCACUACAACAGAAGUCAAGUUGGUCCACCUCAGCCUCAGCCUAAUUUGCCCAUGGGCCCACCCCCAAGUUUCCCUCCUUCGGCACACAUGCCAAGUAUGCCGAGUGCACCCCCUCCUGCUGCUACAGGUGCUUCAACAACAGUGUCAUCAUACUCAUCAUCAUCAUCACACUCAUCAUCAUACUCCUCUCACUCUUCAUCUACUGCGAGUUCCAGCUCAAGCCAAAAGCAAUCAACAAGACGAGCUUCUAUCAAGCAGCAUGGAAAAUUUGAUGCACAGAAAGAUGCUGAACUGUUAAGAAAUGCAAUGAAAGGAUUAGGUUGUGAUUCCAAAGCCAUCAUUAAUCUGCUGUGUGCAAGAACAAAUGCCCAGAGACUGAAGAUUGAAUUAGAAUACAAGACAAUGUAUGGCAGGGAUCUUUUGAAGGAUCUCAAGUAUGAACUUGGUGGCCAUUUUGAGGACAUAGUCGUUGCUCUAAUGAUGUCUGCAGCAGACUAUGAUGCAACGUCACUUAGAAAAGCGAUUAAGGGUCUCGGCACAGACGAAGGCGUGUUAAUCGAAAUAUUGUGUACAAGGACCAAUGCAGAAAUCAAUGCAAUCAAGCAGUCAUACCAAAAGCUGUUCAGCCGAGACCUGGAGAAGGACAUUUCAGGAGACACCUCAGGCCAUUUUAAGAAAUUUCUCAUUUCUCUUCUUCAGGCUUACAGGGACGAAAGCCACACAGUGGACUUGGCUAAGGCUGAAGCAGAUGCAAAGAUCUUGUAUAAAGCAGGAGAAGGCAGAUGGGGUACAGACGAAUCAAAGUUCAACAGCAUCCUUGUGUCACGAAGCUUCUCUCAGUUAAAAGCAACUUUUGAUGAGUAUUCUAAGAUAAGUAAAUAUGACAUUGAAGACUCAAUCAAGAGAGAGAUGUCAGGAGACCUGCGAGAUGGAAUGGCUUCUAUAGUUCAAAUUGUAAGAAAUGCGCCAGCAUUCUUUGCUGUGAAGCUGUAUAAGAGUAUGAAGGUAAGAGAGACGUUCGAUGUCACAUCCGUCCUUGUAUUUUACGGGGUUUUCGUGAACUGGAUCAGAGUGGCGUCGUGGCAAUUCGCAGAAUGGAUAUCAGGUGAUUUGCACCAUUGGAAGAUUAAGGGGCAGAGCGACGGAAAAUGUUUCAUUGGUAAUUCUUGCCAACAUGUAUCGUCUGUUGCUAGUGAUCCUGUUACCUCCAAACUUGAAAUAAAUUGAUUCAAGAUAAAAUGUCAGGCUACAUAACAACAAACGUUAGGUCGUAUCUCUUCUGAGAACAUUACCAGCUUCGCUUGAUUGUUGUCAGCUUCCAUUUACGCUUGUUUUGUUCUUGGUUUGUUUGUGUGGUUUUUUUUGUUUUUUUUUUUUGUCGUA